GGGCGGUGCGCGAAGAAACGCCGUCGAACGUUUGCUCGCUUUCGGCAGCCGCUCGCAUUCGCGUGUUCACGGAGGCGCGCUGCCGCCGCCACCGCCGCCGACGACGAGGACAAUCGGAUCGAAAGCGGAUGGUACGCGGCGCUCUCCGCGCGCUCCUUCCCUGAUUCCUCGCUCCUGUUCGCCCCCCUUCCUGUGACAAAGAGAGGGAGAGAGAGGGAGAUAGAGAGAGAGAGAGAGAGAACAGGAGAUACAGGGUGAUAAGCGGAGAGAGACAGGAGAGGAAAAGAGAGAGACACACGAGCCCCCGGUACGUAGGUACGCUCCAGUCGUUCAUGGCUGCGGUAGCACGAAGUGGGGGAAAACAAGCCGUGUAACAACGUAAGAUCCCGAAAGCUUUAUGCAGGAAUAUGUCAAGUUUAAAAAUCGUGUUGGUAAUGCACUUGCUUGCGCUACCCUUGAGAACGAUGGAUUCUGACCAAAGAAAUCAGCAGGUGCAUCAGCACUGAACAAAAUACAAAAAAGACUAAAUAAUGAAUGCCUGCUGCACUCACGCCGCCAACUCUGUACAAGCAGACUUAAGAUUUGUUGAAGUAGUACGUGAGUAGCAGCUACUCACGCCACACUCUCAGCUGUAUAUACCAACCUAAAUACAUAUAUAUACAUAUAUUGUCACGCAUAUAUAUGUAUAUAUAUUUAUUUUAUCGCACAUGGCAGCCAUGAAGCAUGGCAAGACGAGUCAAGACGACGUGUGUUACGUUGUCGCCAAAUAUGAUUACGGAGCACAGGGCGCCCAAGAGUUAGAUUUACGUAAGAAUGAUCGCUACCUGCUCCUGGAUGACUCGAAGCACUGGUGGAGGGUGCAGAGUGCGAGAGGACAGGCGGGUUACGUGCCGAGCAAUUAUGUCAAGAAGGAGAAGCCCUCGCUUUUUGAUAGUAUUAAGAAGAAAGUCAAGAAGGGCUCUGGUUCUAAGACCUUGCCAUCCAGUAACUCGCCAUCCCGCGCAGUCGAAUCGCCCGUUAUGGCGCGACGACUGCCGGCUGAUCCGAGCGAAGCAAUCGGCACCGCGGUCGUCAAGUAUAAUUAUCAGGCGCAGCAAGCGGACGAAUUGUCCCUCGUGAAGGGUACUAGGAUCUUGAUAUUAGAAAAAAGCAAUGAUGGCUGGUGGAGAGGUCAGAGCGGCACCCAGGCCGGUUGGUUUCCGUCGAAUUAUACUCAGGAGGAAGGCGACGCCGAUGAUACGCUGCAUACGUAUGCGAUGGCCGAGAACGUGCUCGAUAUUGUGGUGGCCCUGUACUCGUUCUCGUCUAAUAAUGAUCAGGAGCUAUCGUUCGAGAAGGGUGACCGCCUCGAGAUCCUCGACCGUCCACCGGCGGACCCCGAAUGGUACAAAGCAAGAAACAGCCAGGGACAAGUCGGCUUGGUGCCGCGCAAUUAUCUUCAGGAGCUAAGCGAAUAUUUGACACAGCCAUACCGCGGUAUGACAACUAGUGAAGUUAGCACAGGCGAUUCCUUGGAACGAAGGCCAGACCCCGGCGAUCGGCCUCAUCUCGUCGGCAAACCUUGGUACUACGGUAGUAUUACGCGCUCGCAAUGCGACACGCUGCUCAAUCAACACGGCCACGAUGGUGAUUUCCUGAUCAGGGAUAGCGAGACAAACAUGGGCGACUAUUCGGUAUCCUUAAAAGCACCAGGACGUAACAAGCAUUUUAGGGUACACGUGGAAGGAGCGCUCUACUGCAUCGGCCAGAGGAAAUUUCACACAUUAGAUCAGCUCGUAGAUCAUUACCAGAGAGCCCCAAUUUACACCAAUAAACAGGGCGAGAAGCUGUACUUGGUGCGCCCAUUACCAAAAGGCAAUUCUAGUAGCAACGGUUGCUAGGUGAAUUCGUGCCAUGAUGAAGGAGACAGUCCAUGAUGCGCUUUCAGAUGUAUCGCUAAGAUACUCGACGCCUGCCUAGUAAUAUCAAUAUCACACAUCUCGUACGUUUAUACAUAACAAUUAAUAUAAUUGGUCUACUCGUAUAUUAGUGUUUCUCAAUUGUUUCUCCAUUUACACAGCGACGUAUAAUUUAUAUUACUCUAAGUGAUCGGUAACUGUCAUACAUACAUAGACACACAAUACACACCACACCUCGGAGCUUCCAAACUACUACUAUUACUCAGCAAACGAACAAAGCAUUUUUAAUACGGCAGCUACGUGAGACAUUCGAACUAGUUGACAACACAAGGCUUAUCUUUAUAUUCAUAUGUAAUUGUAAAAGGCGAAAACCGACCAUGUUAUUACGAUUAAUAAUAUAUUACAACUACAUAUAAUAUAGACUGCAAGUGUAAUGAACAAGUAAUAAUUAAUUAUGCAAUUACGAAUGAUUAAGUGGAUCUCUACUCUGGAGCUAUUGGUAUUGAAUUAUAACAAAGACUAAGUGUUCAUUUGUGAUUUUGUAUUUAUUAGAAGUUUUUAAGUAAAUAAACUGUAUUUAAGUGUGCAUAA
Molecule: messenger RNA, 2489 nt
Organism: Harpegnathos saltator (Jerdon's jumping ant)
Lineage: Eukaryota; Metazoa; Arthropoda; Insecta; Hymenoptera; Formicidae
Gene: dock
Product: SH2/SH3 adaptor protein dock
Exons: 4
Coding region: 708-1880 (390 amino acids)
Biological process (GO): cell migration; ephrin receptor signaling pathway
Cellular component (GO): cytoplasm
Molecular function (GO): receptor tyrosine kinase binding; signaling adaptor activity
Source: RefSeq, a predicted model, not a curated record